Messenger RNA from Rhinichthys klamathensis goyatoka, 1848 nucleotides. RefSeq names its product cytochrome P450 1B1 (gene cyp1b1). The transcript is spliced from 2 exons. Gene Ontology annotation, biological process: progesterone metabolic process; hormone biosynthetic process. The record is from RefSeq and is a predicted model, not a curated record. Bases 211 to 1800 code for a protein of 529 amino acids. Gene Ontology annotation, molecular function: iron ion binding; oxidoreductase activity, acting on paired donors, with incorporation or reduction of molecular oxygen, reduced flavin or flavoprotein as one donor, and incorporation of one atom of oxygen; heme binding. NCBI's taxonomy places the organism in Eukaryota, Metazoa, Chordata, Actinopteri, Cypriniformes, Leuciscidae.
AGUCGUGGAUCAAUUCUUGGAUAAACUCAUUUCAUCUUAGACCAACCAUCCCAACACUUCUAACUUUAUCCCAAUCUAUAAUUUCACAUGAAUCACUCAGACACGCCGCAAGCGCUGGAAACUUCAGUGAUCUGAUGCUCAACAGGGUAAAUUGUUUGACCACUUCAAAGUGAUUCUGCCUUGAUUUCGAGGCUUGCAAAUAUAUCAAAAAUGGAUUUCCUUGCGACUGUAGGUGAUUUCAUUCAGCUUUCGUCGCGGAGUGCUUUGCUAUCUCUGCUGGUGUGUUUAACGCUCAUGUUCUGGCGGCGACCCGGUCGGUGUCAGUUACCGGGUCCGUUCCCAUGGCCGGUCAUCGGUAACGCCGCUCAGCUCGGUACCUGUCCUCACUUUUUCUUCACUCGGAUGGCCCAGAAAUACGGCGACGUGUUUCAGAUCAAACUUGGCAGCCGAGACGUGGUGGUUCUGAACGGAGACUCGAUUAAAGAGGCGCUUAUAAAAAAAGCCGUCGAUUUUGCCGGCAGACCCGACUUCGCUUCGUUCCGGUUCGUGUCCGGUGGGAAAAGUAUGGCAUUCGGUAACUACAGCCAGUGGUGGAAACUGCAUCGAAAGAUCGCCCAAAGCACCAUGAGAAAUUUCUCCACAGCCAACAUCCACACCAAACAAACGUUUGAGAAGCACAUCGUGUGCGAGAUCGGAGAGCUCAUCCGUUUGUUUCUGACUAAAACUCGCGAGCAGCAAUUCUUCGAACCGCAUCGGUAUUUGGUGGUGUCGGUGGCGAACACCAUGAGCGCCGUGUGCUUCGGGAACCGGUACUCGUUUGAUGAUGCGGAGUUCCAGCAGGUGGUGGGCAGAAAUGAUCAGUUUACCAAGACAGUCGGAGCUGGAAGCAUCGUGGAUGUGAUGCCCUGGCUGCAGUACUUCCCAAACCCCAUCAAAACUCUCUUUGCCCAGUUUAAAGCACUCAACACGGAGUUUUACGAGUUUAUUCAUUCCAAAGUGGUGGAGCACCGCAAGACUAUUUCAUUGAGCCUCGUCCGUGACAUGACUGACGCGUUCAUCGUAGCUCUGGAUAAAGGGCUGUCAGGGGGGCCGGGGGUCUUUCUGGAUAAGGAGUUCGUGCCAUCGACCAUGUCAGAUAUUUUUGGAGCCAGUCAAGACACUCUAUCUACAGCUCUACAGUGGAUCAUUCUGUUACUAGUCAGGUAUCCAGAAGUCCAGAAACGUCUUCAGGAGGAUGUAGACAGAGUGGUGCAUCGCAGUCGCCUUCCAACCAUUGCAGACCAACCUCAUCUUCCAUACUUCACAGCCUUCAUCUACGAAGUCAUGCGAUUCACCUCGUUCAUCCCCAUAACGAUCCCCCACAGCACAACCACGGACACUUCCAUCAAUGGUUAUGGCAUCCCCAAAGACACCAUCAUUUUCAUCAACCAAUGGUCUUUGAACCAUGACCCGACCAAAUGGGAUCAACCAGAGGUAUUCAACCCACAGCGCUUCUUGGACGAGGAUGGAGCGCUCAACAAAGACUUAACCACCAACGUGCUGAUCUUCUCUCUGGGGAAGCGCAGAUGCAUUGGAGAAGACCUGUCCAAGAUACAGCUCUUCCUCUUCACUUCCUUGCUGCUACAUCAGUGUAGCUUUACAGCAGAAAGUAUCCCCAGCAUGGACUAUGAGUAUGGGCUCACGAUUAAACCCAAAGCCUUUAAAGUGUCUGUCACACUCCGUGACAGCACAGAACUCCUGGACGGCUUGGUAGAAAUGUCUCGGACUCCUACAGAACAAAGACAAAGACCUCAAGUUUGAAGUGAAAUCAAAGCACACAACUUAAAUACUCUGGCAAAUGAAGGUUGG